UAGAGCGUCUCUCCCGAGCGUGUGCGUGAGCGAGACGUCAUUUUGCGUCGCCUCGGGCCGGGUAGCUGGCGGCUGCGUUUGAGGCGGACGCCGCAGUGUAGGGCACACCCUGAGGGUAGCGAGAGACGUGACAGGACCGAGCAGCGGGGGGCUGCAGCCUGGUCUGUCCCCACCGAUCCCAGAGAGAGGCUCAGUCUGGAUCUGGGCGUUCGCACCCUGAGAGAGGGGAUCAAAGCUCCCCUGCGGGCCCGAGGAAGAAGAGCAAGGUUGAGGACUGCCUCGGCUCACCAGAGUAGUCUGGAGGCAGGCCUGCAGGCGCGUCCCCGCUCCGCAGCUCCAAGCUGAGGUAUCUACACCUGCCGCAGGCAUUAAGAUGGCUGGUUAUGCCACUACUCCCAGCCCCAUGCAGACCCUUCAGGAGGAAGCGGUGUGUGCCAUCUGCUUGGAUUACUUCAAGGACCCCGUGUCCAUCAGCUGUGGGCACAACUUCUGCCGAGGGUGUGUGACCCAGCUGUGGGGUAAGAAGGACGAGGAGGACCAGAACGAAGAGGAAGAUGAAUGGGAGGAGGAGGAGGACGGGGAAGGUGGGGCCGUGGAUGGAUGGGACGGCUCCAUUCGAGAGGUGUUGUAUCGAGGGAAUGCUGACGAAGAGUUGUUCCAAGACCAAAAGGACGGUGAACUCUGGCUCGGUGACAGUGGUAUAACUAAUUGGGACAACGUAGACCAUAUGUGGGACCAGGAGGAAGAAGAAGAGGAAGAUCAGGACUAUUACCUAGGAGGCUUGAGACCUGACCUGAGAAUUGAUGUCUACCGAGAAGAAGAAAUACUGGAAGCAUACGAUGAGGACGAAGAUGAAGAGCUGUAUCCUGACAUCCACCCGUCUCCUUCCUCGCCCCUUCCAGGGCAGUUCACCUGCCCCCAGUGCCGAAAGAGCUUUACACGUCGCAGCUUUCGUCCCAACUUGCAGCUGGCUAACAUGGUCCACAUAAUUCGCCAGAUGUGCCCCACUCCUUGUCGGGGGUACCGGAGUAAUGAGGGCAUGUGCUUCAAACACCAGGAAUCCCUGAAACUCUUCUGUGAGGUGGACAAAGAGGCCAUCUGUGUGGUGUGCCGAGAAUCCAGGAGCCACAAACACCACAGCGUGGUGCCUUUGGAGGAGGUGGUUCAGGAGUACCAGUUUGUCCAUCCCAUGAGUUAGAGUUCGUCUUGACUCUGCAAGCUAGAAUCAAAGGAUUAUGAAAGUAAGAUCAUUUAGAUAUGACCAAGGGCACCACUAAAUGGUGUCAGGUUUUAGGAAGCAGACGGGUAUACAAAAAGAAAAUGAACAAAGAUUUCACUUAUUGGGGCUCAGGCAUAACUGGAUGCCUGGAUUGUCCUGCCACCCAGCUGCCACCAAUAAAAUCAUUCAUCACUCUGCAAGAGGGACCAGAUGCUUCCAUCAUCAGUACUCCUUGUUUUUCUGUUAUCUCCUUUGAGGUAGCUAAAAAUGGCAGCCAAAAAAAAAAUUUUGAGGCUUUUCGCAAGUAUAUAUUCAUGUUAUUAUGCAGAAGAUAGGGUCAACUUCUUCAGUUUGAGUUAUCUGAAAGUGUUGGGCAGUGACACCAUGCCAAACACUGCUGAAUUCAUGCCAUUAAAAACAGUGGAGUGUUCUGCAAAGCCCGAUUCUCUGCAGCUUUAAGACUGGACAGCAUUGAAAUAUUCACAGGAAUCUUCAAAGCCAUGAAAGCUUAAUAUUAAAUAGCCCUUUUAAUUGCAAAGGAGAAAAAAAUGGAGAAACUUGUGAAACUUUGCAUUCUGAGUGCUGCCACAAAUAAAGAAUUCCAGAAUUUCUUCAUCUACUUCUGCAGUCUUAACUCUGAAUUAAUGACUGAAUGUAUCAAACUUCAGAUCUUAAAAAAUAUCAGCUCGCAGGAGGCUGAGGCAGGAGAAUGGCAUGAACCCAGGAGGCGGAGCUUUCAGUGAGCCAAGAUGCCCUUGCGCCACUGUACUCCAGCCUGGGCAACAAAGCUAGACUCUGUCUCAAAAAAAAAAAAAAAAAUCGGCUCAUCCUUCAUUGCUGUUAGUCGAGAUGAAUCUACUGAUGAAGAAAACUGUACUUUGCUUACAUUCAGAAUAAGGCUUUCAAAACUGUACGUGCUGUUUUUGUGAGCCUACUACUUGACCACCAAACACUUGCAGCUGUAUCAAAUGAACUGAGCUGGAGGAAAAUUUAUAGCAGUAAAUAUUAAUGGCACUACAGCAAACUGUGUUAAAUUUGGGUUUUUGGCAAAGAUUGAAGAAAACUGGGAUUCAAGAUAUACUGCAGCUGUCACAACCAAGCGUCAACUUUCACUGAUAACCCAUAACCUACUGGAAAUCUUCAGCCUUGCUGUCAGCAUAGACCAUUGUGAGAAACAGUACAUCCGUUCCAGUUUGCCCUGCUUUUUGAAGAUCUAAAUGCCAUUCCAUGUUUUCUGUUACAUAUUGAAGUUUCUUGGUUGUCAAAGAAAAAUGGAUUCUGCUGAACUCAUGGACAGAACAACCCCAAGGUUGGAAGAACAAUGAAAAAGAAUCUAUACUUGAACAUUUCCAAAGUUAAAAUUUUUCAGCAGAGUUUUAACACACUGAAGCUUAAAAUACAUAGACAUUGAAAUGUCAAGAGGCAAACACCAAUUUCGCUGUUCAUUUCAUAAUGAACGUCAAAACUUGCCAAAAAUAGACAUAAGAAUAUAGCAUAUGUAUGUAUGAGCAAACUAAUGCUAAAAAAUGUCUAAUUUUCUUGACUAGUCUUUCAAGGACCAGAUUCAUGAAUGUCAUUUGAAGGAAAAAAGUGAAAUACUUGGAAUUAUUUUGAGUGAUGUUCUCCUGAGCUUGUUCUUAAAAUCUACCUGUGCUAGCUUUUGGAAAGAAUGUGUUUCAUACUGAUGUGCAGGCCUCACUGAAAGAGCUUCAAGAGGAGUUUGUGAAACUCAAAGUCUAAUUAUUUUGACUAGAAACUUCCAGAUAAAUACUCUAGAGAAACUUGGGUAUAAAAUGACUAAACAGAUGAAAAAGCUUUAUUCGUUAUUCCAUUUGCUCCUUACACCUUUAAAAACUUUUUAAUUUUUUAAUGUUUUGAUAUAUCUAGCUCUGGAGAGAAAACACCGCAAGAGUGUUAUUAAAAGUAGCUUGUUUUCUUGAACCUUUUACACCACCCAGGAAAGAAAAGUUCAGGCUUAACAGUGACAUGGCUAUCAUGUCAUCUGAAUAAAUUUUUUUCCUUCUAAAAUUA
Rhinopithecus roxellana (golden snub-nosed monkey) is the source of this 3250-nucleotide messenger RNA. RefSeq names its product tripartite motif containing 52 (gene TRIM52). Gene Ontology annotation, molecular function: zinc ion binding. Lineage: Eukaryota; Metazoa; Chordata; Mammalia; Primates; Cercopithecidae. The record is from RefSeq and is a predicted model, not a curated record.